Molecule: messenger RNA, 5063 nt
Organism: Paramuricea clavata
Lineage: Eukaryota; Metazoa; Cnidaria; Anthozoa; Malacalcyonacea; Plexauridae
Source: the annotation of a GenBank genome assembly
AUGCCACAUAGUCUUCAGAGGCGAUAUAGAAGACAAACCACAGGUCAUGAUCAUGGCAAUGAAACUAACAAGUAUCAGAAGGUAAUAAAAUUUCGAAAUAAAUUGUGGUGAAAUGACCAAAUGGUUUUCCAGUUCAUUUAAAGAAGAAAAUUUUUAAAAAUGCAAUUUAUCUGAUAAUUUUACAACAAACAAGACAAGCCGAAGAAGGUAUAUUUUAAACGUUGAAGCCAUAAAAAUAGAGCUUUUAUAUAAUACGAUUUAAAUUAGGGAUAAUUCUAUUUAUAAAUAAUGGUCCCAGGUAUGACUUAUGAUGUUUAAUUAACAUCCAAGAUUGUUUCUUGGAAAGCUUACGACUUUUAGUCUUUAAUUAAAGAUCCUAAACUAGUGGUUCUGAGUUUUACAGCGCUCCAUGCAACCAUGUCCCCGAGGUUGACAGCGCUCUCACGUUUGAGGAAAUUUCCUCAAAACAAAGAAUUUUCCAAAGUUUUAAAGAGCCGCAAUAAUAAUUUUGAAGAAUUUUUUUAAAGAUUCUUUCCAAGUAAACAUAUUAUGACUAAGAUAAAACGAUAUAAAAUGUUCUAAUAUUAAUAGAAUAAAUGUGAAACCAGAGCAGUGCCAGUUUGUAACGCAACUUUCACUUUAUUUCGACGAAAAAGCCGUUCAAUGACAGCCAUAGCUAUAGUGAGUCAUGUGACAUAAAAACUUACCACGGUUCAAGGUCACAUAUUUAUAACUUUUGUAAUGCAUGGGAAAGAGUUAUAUAAGUUUUUCUUCCCGAGAAGCUAUCUUGGCGGUCAGUACUGUUGGUUUCCGAUCCUCAGGAACUAAGUCAAAAUGCUCGGCAUUUUGCGAAUGGACCGCACAAUCAUAUAAUAAAUAAUUACACCUUGUUUGUUCCACACAUAAAAUGUGACAUACACGCAAUAUACAUUGAUAUGUACUAAAACAUACCUAGAUUUAGAUCACUUCCUGCAAUGUUUUGAAGGCAAUAUUGGUAAAAAAAAUGUACUUUCUUUCUUCCUCCUUUAAUUAAUAUUCCUGUUCUACUGGGACUACCGCGUUAGGACAAUUUUUUGCGAAGAAUAUUAUUAGAAACUGUAUGAUGCAACGUAAUUAUAAAUUAGCUCGAAAAUUGAUUAUACAGAAAUUUUCUAUUUCUAGUGUUAUUCCGGUGAUGAACUUUUCGCCAUUUACCAAGUGGAAAGAAUGACAGGCUUUACACUGGAGAAAUUUCAAAGUCUUAGUUCAGCUUUACUUCAACAAAUAGAAAGUGAGGCUUGUGCAGAAUCACAUGAUGAUCAUAGUUCUAACGACGAUGUUGCUGCAAAACAUAGUAAGUUAUGCAUGAAAUUCAGAUAGCCCGCGUAUCAUGAAAAAAUUAAAUUAAUUCAAACAUUAUACUAUUAUAGACAUACUAAGGGGCGGACCAUUUGAUUUUUGAGGGGGGUUUGAAGAUUUCGAAAAAAUUUCCUGCAAUCCAAGGAGAAAGAAAAAAAGAAUUAUGCAGCAUACAAUCGAGGAAAAAAAUAUCAUGCAAAAGAAAGCGCUCAAAAAAAAUUCCUACUUGUAAAUCUACUGAGCUAUUGCCCGUGGUCUGUGUGCGUUUUUUGAUAACAUAGCUCCAAACUAUUAAAGCUUCAAAGGCCCAUCUACAGGAUGCAAGUUGAACGUACUGUAUAUACGAUGAUUUUAAUGCGAAAAUGCCAGUUUAGAGAGCCUAGAUUUUAAAAAAUUUCUGAAGAGGAUGCAACCCGAUCCCCAACAAGCUAUUUGUAUGAACGAUUGAAAAGCUACAGAGCUAUAUUUGGUGGAACAUUGUUGUUUCGGAAGGCAGUUAAAAAUCGCAUUAUUGAAAUCUUGUUUUAUUACAUAUUAAUCAAAGCUCAUUUUGUGAUUUUCCCUUGUUUAAAAUAAAGGACAGUAAGUGUUCCUUAGGCUUAGUACAGCAAAGUUGUUGGACGAAGCCAUGGCUGAAAACGCAGGAAAUAGCAUUUCCGAAGUUCAAAUUUUAACAUUUUCUCGGGGGAGCAUGCCCCCAAACCCCCCAAGGUUACAGGUCAUUCAUAUACCGUACCUCCCCCAUUUUCGAGUACUCUACUCUAUCCCUGCAUGCUUUAGGUUUUGGUGCAGUUAUACAUUUUUUGUAAGUAAACCUGCACGCUUUAGUGUGGGGAACAUUAAGACAUAACUAUAUAAAAUAAAGCACAGUGAAAAUUCCUUGGCCCCUCUUGGGAUUCAGGCUCGGCCUCCUCUGACUGAAAACCCCGGCUAACAGAAACAAUAGCUAUAUGAAAGCCUUAAGUUACUGUAAGCAGUUAUUAUGAGGGGCAAAAAAAAAUAUCCUGCCGCGAAAUAUAUUGGGGAAAAAAUAUCUUGCGCUGCACUUUUACAGGAAAAAAAUAUCUGUCUUAUUCCCCUGGGUGGAAAAAAAUUCUUGCACAGUCUGAAUCUUCCAACCCCCAACCCCCUCAAAAAUCAAAUGGUCCGCCCCUAAGGAAUAUAAAGAAACGCUCCUAUAAUUUAUGAAGUCGCUAGAAAAUUUAUUAAAACAACCAAGGCUUAAUAGACAAAUGUGACUAACGUUAGUCUAUGCUGCAAUCCACAACUUUAGAUAAAUUAUACAUGCCUAAAAUUCUAUAGACUCUAUACUAUUAUGCUUUAAAAUUAUCUACACGAGUGUACUCAAAAAAAAAGAAGAAAAAGAAAAGAAUUUUGACAUUUUCUGGUAAAAUGUGAGUAAUAAAGUUGUUAUGUUUUGUAAAGUCUUAUAAUUUAAAUAUUAUGUUAAAUUACUUGAAAGAAUCUGAUCAUUUUACAAAAAUCCAAACAAUUGAAAUUUUGUGUAAAACAGUGACUUGGUCAAUUUGGAUGCAACUCGCUUGUAAAUUCGCUUCAGAAAAUGCCAGACUGCAUGUUUUGGGGCUUAACAACCUAAUAUUACAAUAGUUAUUAGUCAGAAAAACGUCUAUUACAAUUUUUACACGAGUAAUCAAUAAUCAUCAGAGAACAAACUUCAAGUAAAAUCUUCUGACACCCCCCUCCCUCCCCCCGGACUCCAGAAGCUUCGCUACAUCCUUGACCGCUCGUCUCGCAUUAAAUGAUGGGAAUGCAUUCCCAUGGGCCUUUGCGUCUUGUUGUUCCAACCCACCGAAGUACCUGUAAUCUUGCGCUUGCAUGAUUUUAAUUUUUUUCUGAAGUAAAUUUGAGGGACUGUUGCAGGAUCUAUGGCGUCUUUUUUUUGCUCUCUUUAGUGCAGAGUUUGUCGGUUAACCGAGUCAAAUCCGAGUCAGAGUCAAAUCCGAGCCCGAGUCAAGUGUCCGAGUCAUUGUUUAACCGAUGGUCUUUGCAGUUCAAUGACGUAGUACCCUAAUCCUAACCAUAACCCACUCCUAACUUACCCUAACCCUAUUCAACUUAGCCCGCGUGCAGGCCCAAGGAACUGAUGUGGGCCUGCAAGCAAGGCCCGGUAUUUUGUACUUUCCGCGUUCGCCCACGAACGCGGCAUUCUGAUUGGCUGUUUGCUGUUGGAUUCUAUAAUUAGGUCAGUGAUUCGUCACAAAGGCUCUCGGUAAGCUCAAAAUUCGAAAACUGAUCACUUUUUUCGAUUAUAAAUGGAACAAGAACAGACUGUUUAUUGUUUACUUGAAGGAAUAGAUGUUUUUGCCGUUAUGCCAAUGGGGUUGCUUGUCGUGAGGUGUUGGAAUAGCAACAUUACGACUGGGGUAAACUAUAGUAACCUAGCUUUACUUGAGUUUCAUUAAUUUCAAACAGACUUGAUACGUUAUAUGUUCCUCAAGAAAAUUAUCUUUUGGUUGAUGUUGAGAUGCAGUUGCAUGUAAGCCUGUUCGAAACACUUUGCGAUUUACAAGGCUUCGCUGAGAGAGCGAAGGAGCGAAGAGCUGAGGGAGCGAAACGAUCUGGACUCUGAACGCUUUCUUCUUUUGUAGAGUUCUUUACCAAAUGAAAUAACUGAAAUAAAUUUCGUACUUUCCGCCGCCAACAAGAAUUGCGCACACAAUCUGAUAAGUGAGGCAAUUUAAUUAUUUAUAACAAUGCCAAUGGCGACAGCGAAGCACACAAUAUAAAUGCUAAUGUGGUCGCACGACUUCCCUCACGAUUUGAAGUUUGAGACUGGUUUUCUGUUGAAAUUCGUCCUAAUUUUCCUGUUCCGAUUUUAGUUGAAAAUGAGCACUUGCAAAUUUGGCAAUUACUGACUGCGUUGCUUACUUUUUUGGAGUUAAAACGCUGCCAUUUACACAUUGUUUUUGUUCUGAAUAAGCAGAGAAAACCCCACAACAUUUUAAUGCGAGUUUGUUUGUUAACUUGAUUUGGGUGCUGUCAUUGGUUCUUUUUUGACAAUUGACGCGCGAAUGGGGCGUGUUAUGAAAAGGGGCGUUUUACAAAAUACCGGGCCUUGCUUGCAGGCCCACUAUCAGUUCCCUUGGGCCUGCACGCGGGCUAUAUUCAACUGUGAAUUUUAUUCAAUUUCGGAGUUUGUCGGUUACUGACCGACUCAAAUCCGAGUUCGAGUCAAAUGUCCGAGUCACUGUUUAACUGUCUUUGUCGGUAAAAUUACUUAGUACCCUAACCCUAAACCUACUCCUAACCCUAUUCGACUGUGAAUUUUCUUCUGCACUUUCGUCUUUUUUUAAUUACGCGACUCGGGCGUUUGACUCGGGCUCGGGAUUGACCCGGACUCGGAUUUGACUCGGGAAAUGGAUUUACUCCCUUAGUGCAUGUCCAUGCAUUUGAAAUUGAACACCGUUUGCACCACUAUAUAAAACACUUAACCGAAACCCAACGAUUGGUGCAAUUUAAUAGAUCUACAGUAUAUGCAACGAAGUAAUAGAUUGUACCAUAUUUUUAUUAUUGUGUAUGUUCUAUUUUGUCUAGAAUGGGGUUAUAGUGUUCUUGCUGUCGCCAUUAUCAGUUUGCUGUCGCUUGUUGGAGUUGCAAUUAUUCCGUUUAUGAACAGGAUAUUUUAUAAAAUAUCCCUCGUGUUCUUUAUUGCUUUGGCUAUUGGUACAUUGGCUGGUGACGCAUUGUUGCAUCUUUUCCCUCAU